UCACAACAUUAUUGUACUUAUGUUUAAGCAAAAGCUAAUAAAAUGCUAUGUUUAAAAUGUUUAUUUUUUAGAAUAUGUAUUUGAUUAAUUAUAUAUAAUGCACUUUUUAUUUAAUCUAAUUACUGUAAUUUUUAAUUUCUCAUAUUUUGAAAUCAUCCUUUUGAAAGCCGUUACUCCCUCUUCCUUCCUUUGAAGCUCCAUAGCCAAAACAUGGAGACAUUAGCUGCUGACGUCACUACCGUAGCUCGGAACAAAUGGGAUUUCAGAUGCAACUUGGAAGUAGAUUAUGCCUCUGAGGAAGUUGCUUGUAUGGUUUAUGCUGCUCUGGCAGUUGAUAAGGAGUUACAACCGGAUAAAGUGAAAAGGCAUAUGUCAGUUUCCAACGGGAAACUCUCUGUGGACUUUGAGGCGGUCGAAGCAAGAUUUCUUCGUGCAUCGUACAGUGCUUUUGUCGAUGUUCUUACACUUGCCACCAAGACAAUCGAAGAAUUUGGUCAGGGAUUGAUUCAGUGACAUUUUGAGAAGUGUAUUACUGUAUUAGAAUUUGGUCAUAGAUUUAGUGUCUCUCAUAAUACUAUUAUACUACUAUGUUAUUAGCAUCAAUUCAAAAUAAUUAAGAUUUUUAUAUUAACCAUA
This is a messenger RNA of Salvia hispanica, 636 nucleotides long. RefSeq lists its product as uncharacterized. The record is from RefSeq and is a predicted model, not a curated record. NCBI's taxonomy places the organism in Eukaryota, Viridiplantae, Streptophyta, Magnoliopsida, Lamiales, Lamiaceae. Gene Ontology annotation, cellular component: EKC/KEOPS complex.